Messenger RNA from Closterium sp. Yama58-4, 1605 nucleotides. The record is from the annotation of a GenBank genome assembly. Lineage: Eukaryota; Viridiplantae; Streptophyta; Zygnematophyceae; Desmidiales; Closteriaceae.
AUGACGCAGGGAGGAGAGGGUGGCGAUGGAGACAGGGAGAGCGGCAGGGGAGGGGCUUGGAGGGAGGGGGGCGGAUGGCAUGGCGUGGACAUGAGGGUGGCGGGUGCCGUAGCUGUGACGUGCACGCACGGCAGGUGUGGGGGGAGCGGAUGGGGCGCUGUGCAGCACGAGAGAGGUGAGGCGAGAGAGGCCCGUGAGGGACAGCAGCAGCGCUGCCAGGAAUGCCAUCUGCUGCUCCCCUCCUCCCGCCCCCCUCCUGCCCCCAGCCCGCAUGGCACCUCCAGGUGCUCCAACCUCGUGAGCACCCCCAUGCUGACACCUGCUCCCUCAUUCUCGCCACUUCUUCGCCUCUCAUCGCCUCACCCUCCCCUCCUGCCGCCUCGCCCUUCCACCCUUCCUCCUCCCCCCCCCCUUUCCUCCUCGCGCUCCCCCCCUUUCCUCACUCCCCCCCUUUCCUCCUCUCCUCCCCCCUUUCCUCCUCUCCCUCCCCCUUUCCUCCUCGCCCUCCCCCCUUUCCUCCUCGCGCUCCCCUUUCUCCUCGCGCCUCCCCCCUUUCCUCACUCCCCCCUUUCCUCCUCCCUCCCCCCUUUCCUCUCUCCCUCCCCCCUUUCCUCCUCCUCCGCUCCUCCCCCCCCUUUCCUCCUCUCCCUCCCCCCUUUCCUCCUCUCCCUCCCCCCCUUUCCUCCUCCUCUCCCUCCCCCCUUUCCUCCUCUCCCCUCCCCCUUUCCUCCUCUCCCUCCCCCCCCUUUCCUCCUCUCUCCCUCCCCCCUUUUCCUCCUCUCCCUCCCCCCUUUCCUCCUCGCCCUCCCCCCUUUCCUCCUCGCGCUCCCCCUUUCCUCCCGCCCCUCCCCCCCUUUCCUCUCUCCUCCCCCCUUCCUUCCUCCUCUCGCCCUCCCCCUUUCCUCCUCUCCCUCCCCCCUUUCCCCUCUCCCUCCCCCCUUUCCUCCUCUCCCUCCCCCCUUUCCUCCUCCUCUCCCUCCCCCCUUCCUCCUCUCCCUCCCCCCUUUCCUCCUCUCCCUCCCCCCUUUCCUCCUCUCCCUCCCCCUUUCCUCCUCUCUCCCUCCCCCUUUCCUCCUCUCCCCUCCCCCCUUUCCUCCUCUCCCUCCCCCCUUUCCUCCUCCGCUCCCCUCCCCCCCUUUCCUCCUCUCCCUCUCCCCUUUCCUCCCGCCCCCCUUCCUCCUCUCCCUCCCCCCUUUCCUCCUCUCCCUCCCCCCUUCCUCCUCUCCCUCCCCCCUUCCUCCUCCUCUCCCUCCCACCUUUUUUCCCCUUUCCUCCUCACGUCCUCCCUUUUCCCUCCCUCCCCCCUUCCUUCCUCCCCUCCCUCCCCGCCUCCCCCCUUUCCUCCUCCCUCCUCCUUUCCCCAUUCCUCCUCCUCCUUCCUCCCCCCCUUCCUCCUCUCCUCCCUCCCUUUCCCCUCUCCCCUCCUCCCCCCUUUCCUCCUCCUCCCUCCCCCCCCCCUUUCCUCCUCUCCCUCCCCCCUUUCCUCCUCUCCCUCCCCCCUUUCCUCCUCUCCCUCCCCCCUUUCCUCCUCGCCCUCCCCCCUUUCCUCCUCGCCCUCCCCCCUUUCCUCCUCGCCCACCCGCCACAGGCAGGAGCACACGGUGA